Quercus lobata is the source of this 3138-nucleotide messenger RNA. RefSeq names its product glutamate receptor 3.6-like. The transcript has 7 exons. The record is from RefSeq and is a predicted model, not a curated record. Gene Ontology annotation, cellular component: membrane. NCBI's taxonomy places the organism in Eukaryota, Viridiplantae, Streptophyta, Magnoliopsida, Fagales, Fagaceae. Gene Ontology annotation, molecular function: ligand-gated monoatomic ion channel activity; G protein-coupled receptor activity. Bases 120 to 3047 code for a protein of 975 amino acids. Gene Ontology annotation, biological process: G protein-coupled receptor signaling pathway.
AAAAGAAGUGACACAUAUUAUUUUCAGCUUUUCACCAUAUAGACAAUUAUACAUACCGGCACUGCAUAGAGAGUUCCAACACUACCAAAUUAAACCCAGAUUCUCAGUGUUACACUUUCAUGCAUGUAACCAUGAGCCCAUCAACUUAUACCAUAUCUCUAAACACACGGUUCUUUCAUAAAGAUAGUGUUAACGGGCGAGUUGUGGGGGUUUCUGCAGUGGGUCAAAGACGAUGGCUGCAACAGCUACUGCUGCAUUCCACCAGGAAUAAGUUUAGGUUUCUGGUAUUAAUGGUUUUCUGCAGUGGGCUUUUUAUUAACACUAGUACUAGUGUAUCUACAAGACCAGAUGUGGUUAACAUUGGGGCUAUUUUCUCUUUCAAUUCUUCCAUCGGCAAAGUUUCAAAAGUCGCAAUAGAAGCUGCAAUCGAAGAUGUGAAUUCCAAUCCAGCAGUUUUAGUUGGAACUAAGUUGAAACUUUCAAUGCAGGAUACCAAAUUAUCUAGCGGAUUUCUGGGUAUUGUUGAGGCUUUACGGUUGAUGGAGAAUUAUACAGUGGCCAUACUUGGUCCCCAGUACUCAGUUAUGGCUCAUGUAAUUUCACAUAUUGCGAAUGAACUCCAUGUGCCUCUAUUAUCCUAUGCAGCAACUGACCCCACCCUGAAUUCACUUCAGUUUCCUUACUUUGUUCGAACAACGCAAAGUGAUCUCUUUCAGAUGGCUGCAGUAGCAGAAAUUGUAGCCUACUAUGAAUGGCGAGAUGUAAUAGCAAUCUAUAUUGAUGAUGAUCAUGGGAGAAAUGGGGUUGCUGCCUUAGGGGACAAACUAGCUGAGAAACGAUGUAAAAUAUCAUAUAAAGUUCCUAUGAGCCCUGACUUAACCCAUAAUGACAUCACCAAUGCACUGGUCAAGGUGGCUUUGAUGGACUCUCGGAUUAUUAUCCUCCACAUUUAUGAUACCUGGGGUCUAGAGUUACUUGAUGUGGCACGCAAUAUGCAGAUAAUGGGAAGUGGAUAUGUGUGGAUAGCUACUGAUUGGCUUUCUACAAUACUAGAUACAGACUCUUCCCUCUCUUUAUCAAAAUUGAAUAGCGUUCAAGGGGUUCUUACAUUGCGUAUGCACACAUCGGAUUCAGAUUUCAAAAAGAGUUUUGUUUCUAGGUGGAGAAACUUAACUGCUGCAGGAGACACAGAUAAUGGCCUUGUAGGACUAAAUUCUUAUGGUCUGUAUGCCUAUGACACUGUUUGGCUUCUUGCUCAUGCACUUGACACAUUUUUCGAUCAGGGUAAAAACAUUUCAUUCUCAAAUGAUUCAAGUUUAAACGAGUUUCAUGGAGGGAACUUGCAUUUUGAUGCUAUGAGUGUCUUUGAAGGAGGGAAACAGUUACGUGAUAACAUUUUACAGGUUAAUAUGAGUGGUGUAACUGGCCCAAUUAAGUUCACUCCUGAUGGUAAUCUCAUUCAUCCUUCAUAUGAAGUCAUCAAUGUGAUUGGCACGGGGUUUAGGACAAUUGGUUAUUGGUCCAAUUCGUCUGGCUUAUCAAUUGUGCCUCCAGAAAAGCUCAAUGCACAACCAAAUGGUUCCAUUUCAAUUCAACCAUCACUUUAUGGUGUAAUCUGGCCAGGACAAACAGCUCAAAAGCCUCGUGGAUGGGUAUUCUCAAGCAAUGGAAGGCAAUUGAGAGUUGGAGUUCCAAUACAUGUUAGCUAUAGUGAAUUUGUCUCUAGAAUUGAAGGCUCUGAUAUGUUUGGUGGUUAUUGCAUUGAUGUUUAUAAUGCUGCAAAGGACAUGUUACCAUAUCCAGUCCCGUCUAAGUUUAUUCCAUUUGGGGAUGGACACAAUAAUAUAAUAACCCAAGAUCUUCUUCACAAGAUCACAACCGGUGAAUUUGAUGCUGUGGUUGGAGACAUUACAAUUACCACAAACAGGACAAAGAUAGUGGAUUUUACACAGCCAUAUAUUGAGUCUGGGCUAGUGGUUGUGGCCCCAGUUUUGAAGUUGAACUCUAGUGCUUGGGCAUUUCUAAGACCAUUUACUCCAACGAUGUGGUGUGUCACAGGAAUAUCUUUCCUUCUUGUGGGAGCAGUUAUUUGGAUUUUGGAGCGCAGGACAAAUGAUGAAUUUCGUGGCCCUCCUAGAAAGCAAUUUGUCACCAUUGUAUGGUUCAGCUUUUCCACUUUGUUUUCCUCUCAUAGAGAAACGAUUGCCAGCACCCUUGGUCGCAUGGUGCUUCUCAUAUGGCUUUUUGUAGUUCUAAUACUCAAUUCAAGCUACACUGCAAGUCUGACCUCAAUACUGACAGUGGAACAGCUUUCUUCAUCUGUCAAAGGGAUUGAAAGUUUAAUAUCAAACAACGAUCCCAUUGGGUACCGGCGUGGUUCAUUUGCUGAAAAGUAUUUGACCGUGGAGCUCAACAUACAAAAGAACAGACUUGUUCCUCUCAACUCGCAAAACGAAUAUGAGAAAGCCUUGAGGGAUGGUCCAAAGAAGGGUGGUAUUGCUGCAAUGGUUGAUGAGCGCGCAUACAUGGAUCUCUUCCUCUCCACCCGAUGUGAAUUUGGUAUAGUAGGUCAGGAGUUCACCAAAAUGGGGUGGGGUUUUGCUUUUCCACGGGACUCACCAUUAGCAAUUGACAUGUCAACUGCCAUCCUGAAACUAUCAGAGAAUGGGGAUCUGCAGAGGAUACAUAACAAAUGGCUUACAAGAAGUGCAUGCAACUCAGAAGGUGCAAAGCAAGAUGUAGACCGCCUUCAUCUUAAAAGUUUUUGGGGCCUCUUUUUACUAUGUGGCUCAGUUUGCUUUCUUGCUCUUCUUUUGUAUCUCAUUAAGAUGGUGCACCAGUACACAAGGCAUUCCGAUGGGAGCUCCAAGAAAUCAUUUCUUUCAUUUGUCAAAGACAAGGAAGAGGAUGCAGAUAAAAUGCAAGAGGAAUGCAAAAGUGGAGCCAAGAGAAGGCUAAGUGAGGGGGUCUCAAUUGGAAGAGUGCAUGAAGAUGAAACUUCAGAUGGUUCCAAUAAUCGUGGUGUUUAUGCAGGAUAUGAAGCCUAAUAAUUGGUUCCUUCUUCUUCUUGAAGCUUUUAGUUAAGUAAUGAAUCUCCAUAUGUUUGUUUUUCUUAAUCGAUAAGAAUGAAUUUACAUA